UCACAAACGGACGCACUCCGUAAGGAUUAAUUCGCACGAUGGAUCUGUACUAUAUGCCACUGUCGGCUCCAUGCCAGUCGGUUCGGCUGCUUGCCAAAGCGAUGAACUUGCACCUUAACCUGAUCCAUUUGGACCUUUUUAAGGAAGAACAUUUGAAGCCAGAAUUCCUGAAGCUCAACCCGCAACAUGUGAUCCCAACGAUUACCGAUAAUGAUUUCGUUCUGUGGGAGUCCCGCGCUAUCCUUAUCUAUUUGUGUGAGAAGUACGGCAAAGGAGACGCAUGGUAUCCACGUGAUCCGAAGAAGCGGGCUAUGGUCAACCAGCGGUUGUACUUUGAUAUGGGCACCCUCUAUCAGCGCUUCAGCCAGCGCUUUUAUCCGGUGAUUUUCGAAGGUAAACCAUUACUGGAUGAGACGCUUCCCCCGCUGGAAGAGGCAUUUGGCUUCCUCGAAACGUUCCUGGCCGAUAGCACGUACGUCGCCGGGGAUCGGAUAACGAUUGCUGAUCUGUGUAUUUUGACGACAAUUACCUGCAUGAAGGUCGCUGCAGGAUUGGAUUUUACGCAGUAUCCAAACGUCGAGCGAUGGUACGGACUGAUGUCCGCGGAGGUGGCCGGGUUUGAAGAAGUUUGCGUCCAGGGAGCACAAGAAUUUGCACCGUUCUUCGAGGUGGUCAAAAAACUUCAGCAACAAUAAACAACUAGUGAUGCGGGCGAAUGCUUACUCAGCAGAUAAAUAAAUGAAAUAAAGCUGCCUCGGUGAGGUUUUUG
Molecule: messenger RNA, 769 nt
Organism: Sabethes cyaneus
Lineage: Eukaryota; Metazoa; Arthropoda; Insecta; Diptera; Culicidae
Product: glutathione S-transferase 1-1-like
Exons: 2
Coding region: 39-695 (218 amino acids)
Biological process (GO): glutathione metabolic process
Molecular function (GO): glutathione transferase activity
Source: RefSeq, a predicted model, not a curated record